Messenger RNA from Kockovaella imperatae, 2348 nucleotides. RefSeq names its product beta-lactamase-like protein. The coding region runs from base 294 to 2219 and encodes 641 amino acids. Gene Ontology annotation, molecular function: damaged DNA binding; 5'-3' DNA exonuclease activity. The transcript has 9 exons. Gene Ontology annotation, biological process: interstrand cross-link repair; double-strand break repair via nonhomologous end joining; protection from non-homologous end joining at telomere. Lineage: Eukaryota; Fungi; Basidiomycota; Tremellomycetes; Tremellales; Cuniculitremaceae. The record is from RefSeq and is a predicted model, not a curated record.
GAGGAACUUGGGUGACAUUUACGUAAAAUGGUCAGAUUUGCUUCCGCCCUCAUCGCCGCCCUCCACAUGGCGAGUCCACUCAACCGCGACCGUCUGUUCCAGACUACUAUGGCGUGCAAGCUGCUCAGCCCCAGCUAAACCUCCACAUUCAUGCUCUCAGCUGGUCUGGUCCACGGAGCUCACACCCACAAUCCAGUCUCCGCAACCGCUGCUCCCUCCUUCCCCAAUCAUGAAUUCAUCGAUGGUAUCUGAAUGAAGAUCAUAGAAUCCCAACAGGGAACCUCGAUAGCAUCAUGGCAGGUCCGUGGCACGGCCACCUGCCGGAAUUUCCACUCAUUCGGGUCGAUUGCUUCACUGAACCUAAAGGCGGACCAUAUCUUAUCCCUUCCAUCAACGAGGACCGCUCGCUCGGGCCUCUGAUACAAGCACCGAGAGCGCAAGUCUUUCUCUUGACCCAUGUGCAUUCGGAUCAUCUGACGGGUCUCAAGGGAGACAAUUUUCAUGGGCAGAUCAUAUGCACACCAGAUUCAAAGCGAAUGUUGCUCAAGCUGCAGGCGGAGAAGGAACGAAAAUACAUGGCUUCAGGAAUCAAAGAGGAAAACAAAUUGAAGUACUCAAAGCUCGCCAGAGAAAAGCGAGAGACGGUGGAUGGCGUUCAAUACUAUGUAGACAGGAUCCGUUCAAUUGAAUAUGGAGAAACCAUCGAUUUGAUACUUGGCUAUGAGGAUGGCAAGCCUUUGAUUGUCUCCGUGACGGCCUUCGAUGCCAAUCAUUGCCCUGGAUCUGCUAUGUUCUUGAUCACCACACCCGAACGCGCCAUCCUACACACCGGAGAUAUCCGGGCAGACUACCGUUUCCUUGAUGCACUCAAGGUCCAGUCACAUCCAGCUCUGAAGCCCUUUCUGACUGGCGAGCGGACUCUAGACCGAAUAAACCUCGAUACCAGCGCUUUCAUCGGGACAGAGGAUAUGCCGCACAAAGACGAUGCUAUCCGAGAGCUGGUAGACCAAAUCGCUUGGUUCCCGAAAGACACGGUAUUCUUCUUCAACAUAUGGACCUGGGGCUGGGAGGACGUCAUAAAGCGGGUGUCUAGCGCUUUCGAUCAGCCAGUCUGUGUCGACCGCUACAAGCAUAGCGUCUAUCGAGCGAUUCACGACGACCCGGAUUUACUAGACUGUACGACACUAUACCCCUCGGCCACUCGCUUUCACGCGUGCGAGCGCUAUGCCCGAUGCGCUGUUUGCAGGGGCAGUCCUGAGAGACUUGUCGUCACAGUCACCAUGUCGGAAGUCAAGGAUGCGGCAUACGAGCUGUUCAAACAGGACAUUCGGAAACAAGUGGAUGAUGCGAGUCGUGGUGAAUAUGAAUGGCCAAAAACCCUGAUGUGCCCUGUGGCUCGUCACAGUCCACUGCCAGAGCUUCAAGCGCUGGUGAAACUGUUCAAGCCUCGCAGUCUGUCGCCCAAUACUCUUCAGGCCAUGCCUUCCGGUCUAGAGUAUUUUGCCUUACCUGAACUACUUGGUCACUGCCUGACGCCGACGGCGGCGAAACAACUCGAAAGGGAACGUGAUCAAUGGUAUGCCGGACGAAGGAUGCCGGGAAUCACAAUGUUGGACACGAUACCGUUCAGGCGAGGAGAUGCAGACGUGAAUCCUGAGCAAGACUUGAGCUCGCCAGUUGGCUGCGGGCGAAAAGCCGCCAUGACGAAUCACAUGUCACGAGUGGGAAUUAUGCUGGGGAAUGUUCAAGAAUCAUUCGGAGAUCUACCGCCUGGGAUAGGAGAACGAAUCGUUCAAGCAAUGGGAGCAGGUGUCGUGCUUGCGCCGCCCCGAUCCGUAAUAAUGGAAAAUUUGGACGAAGGUUACGAUACGGACGAGGAGCGCCGGACGGCGAGAAGGCCUUCUCGAGCGAAGAUGGCGUCAUCCGCGAUUCACUCGACAAACGCAGUGGUCGGUGUUGCGAAUACAGCCAGUGACCUCAGACCUGUGGCGAGGCUUAAAGAAGGCCUGGUGAAGGAUGAUCCGUCCGUGAUCAAGACACGAGAUGCGAAGUGGUCGAAGUCUUGGUCGACCACACCUCGCUCUACGUCAGAAUCUGUACCCCGGGCCAAAUCACCAUUCUUAAAGGAGCGAAAGUUUUCCCGAGCAAGUUUCGCCGUAGACAGGGCUCAUCUCCGUGCUCUCAUCGCCGUCGCGUGCCCUGACGGUGAAGAAGCUUGAGCGACUCAUUGUAGCUACAAACGUUCGUUGUUGUACAGGAUGUUUCUCGUGUUUUUUAUUUGUAUGCUCACUCGCCUACCCUGUAUACUAGACCGUUUCACGAAUCGUUAUGAAAUGCAUAUGCCAUGA